Molecule: messenger RNA, 1638 nt
Organism: Mesorhabditis spiculigera
Lineage: Eukaryota; Metazoa; Nematoda; Chromadorea; Rhabditida; Rhabditidae
Source: the annotation of a GenBank genome assembly
AUGUUGAAAUCGCUAGAAAGUGCCCCUCACUACAAUUACCGUACCCUGAUUGCCGACAAGUAUCUGAUAUCCCACGUUAUACAGGCGGGAGCAAGCAUGGAGAACGAGAACCCGAUCGUCGGCUCCGACGAGCAAAAGAAGCUAAACGCCGCCAAGAAGCUCGCCACCCGACCCGCCAUGCAAAUUUACCGCCCUCCCGGCCUUCGUUCGGGAGGCGCUUCGUCGCCGCCGUCCGAUUCUCCGCCCGAGAAUGGCGACGUCGAUUUGAUGCAACGAGGAAAUCCCGGAGAGACGGCCGGGCAAAAGCCGUCGACGACAAGGCCCACCAGGCCUGAAGAAAACAACAACCACCGAAAAUCGCCGCCGCGCGCAAAAACCGAGGAGCGGCUGAACAGAACCGAAAGCAGUCUGUCGACUGAGAGUGCCGUUUCUCAGAAGUCCUCCGGCGCGGGCAGUCAUCAUGAAGUGGAGAAACAAAAGCCAGCCGAAAAAGCUCCCCGCCCCCGGCAACAACAACAUCGACCCGCGCAGCCGAAGGAGAAGCCGAGAAAGAUAAUGGGCCCGAAAGAAAUUGGCGAGGCGGCCGACGCGCUCCGUGCCUUGCAUAUCCCGAAUAAUGUUGCCGAGUUGGAGCAGCUGGUGGCAAGCGAAUUCCGCGACGAGGGCGCGGCGGAAUGCGUCGGAAACGCGAUCGUCCAGCACGCCAUUGAGGGAGGCACGAAUUGCUGUAAACAGUCCACAAAGACACUUGCUGCCGGAUGGCCGUCUACUCGUCAUCUAUCGACCGGCAUGGCUGAUGUGAUGCACCGUUCUAUCUGCGCUCAUCAAAUGGCACAACUACACCGCAGGCAGAAGUUCUUCAUCCUGUUCGCCAACUAUCUACCACUCGCGGAUGAUGUUCGUCGUUCGCCUUCACACUGCCCGACAACGAGACUGCUUCACGCCGUUCUUCGCUCACCAUGCUGCUCGCCUACUCGCCCAGCUACGCAGACAACAUCCGCCUGGCUACGCCAACUGCAAGCCUCUGCUGCCAUGUUCGACAACGCCGUGUCUGCUACUGCUACUCACCACGGUGCUCCAAGGUUGCCAUUUGCGACAUCUGACACAUGGCAAUGGAGAUUAGUCAGGCGACACUCAAGCUGGCGCAGGGACAGCGACAUGCCGAGCAACUUUGCCCCUUCACGCGUCUACCUUUGGCGACUCCGGAUAAGCAGCGGCGCUCUACACCACAAUUUGCUGUUCGACAACGUCAUCAUCUACAUGGUCGUCACCUUCCACGACGUUCACCUGGCAAUCGACACCGCCGCCAACAUUGCUUACUUCUACAGCCUCUUCGGGGACAACGUCAAGCGGAUCUCUCGUUCUCCGCACCGCGUCGCCUUCAACAUCUUCUUCAGGCAGCCGCAAUCGGACAGAGAAAAUGUACAGGGCUUUGCCUCAUACAUUUCGAGCCGCUUCCGCAUUCCGACAACAAGCUGGCGCUGGUUCCAUCGACAUCAUGCUGCCUCCCGUCCUUCACCGACCUUCGACAAGACGCUCCUACAAGCUUCAUCAAUCAAGCUCGGCCCUCUCGCAGUCUCAAGCUCCGGAAUCUCCCGUUUUGUGGAUGGAGUGCGGUCGCCGUGCCGUUCACACGGG